AUGACUUCCUACAAAUAUCUUCCUCAAUCCAAAGAAUUAUACUCUUACAUGGGCCCACGAAAUAAGUACGCGGUGAAGAUAUCCGAUGUUCCUCAUCAAGUUCUGGUGAUCUACGACAGCGUGUAUUGUUCUGGAAGCCUCAUAUUCAGCAGGAUAGUUCUGACCGUAGCCAGCUGCUUCCGGAAAAGAAGCACGAAAGUAACCGUAAAAGUUGGCGCGAAUACUAUCACUAGUAUGGGGCAAGUUAUCCCAGUCCUUGAAAAAAAAUUUCAUGAAUAUUAUAACCAUGAAGUGCCUCUUAACAACGACAUUGCCUUAUUAUUUUUGGAGGUUAAAUUGCAAUAA
Messenger RNA from Amyelois transitella, 345 nucleotides. RefSeq names its product trypsin Tyr p 3.0101-like. Gene Ontology annotation, biological process: proteolysis. The record is from RefSeq and is a predicted model, not a curated record. The transcript has 2 exons. Gene Ontology annotation, molecular function: serine-type endopeptidase activity. Bases 1 to 345 code for a protein of 114 amino acids. Lineage: Eukaryota; Metazoa; Arthropoda; Insecta; Lepidoptera; Pyralidae.